Puccinia triticina is the source of this 3303-nucleotide messenger RNA. RefSeq lists its product as uncharacterized. The transcript has 8 exons. NCBI's taxonomy places the organism in Eukaryota, Fungi, Basidiomycota, Pucciniomycetes, Pucciniales, Pucciniaceae. Bases 1 to 3303 code for a protein of 1100 amino acids. The record is from RefSeq and is a predicted model, not a curated record.
AUGGCCGCCAACCCAAAGACCCAAGACUCAACGCCGCCCUUGGUUCCUGCGGCAUUUCUCCUACCUGCCACCGGAUCCCUUGAGAUUGACACCAACAGCGGCAUGACUGAUCAGGCUGCGGAAAGUCGAAAGCCCUCAUCCGCCGCAACACCUGGAUGCGACUCCUAUGGCCUGCCCAGCAUUGCGACGGCGACGCUAGCUGAGUUAAAAGCAUUUCAUGCAAUAUUCAGCCGCAACCGCAACAACCAACAAAAAGACCUGGACGAGCUCAAUACCCGCGGCUUGACUCCCAUGGCGCCUCAGGCCUUGGAGGUUCAAUUCCGCCACCUCCGAGUCAUUACCACUUUCUGCAAGCGUCUCGAGGAGCGGAUUGCGGCUUGCGAAAAACUGGGUCAGGUUGAAGGGAUUGAGGUGAUUGAUCUCACCCAGGAAGAGGAGGAGGAGGCCUCAACCCCCUUGCGCCGAAACAGACGGCAACCACAUGAUCCGUUGGCCCCACAACCAAGCAGGCUAGCCCUCAAGCAAACAAGAACAACCGCUCAAACCCCUGUCAGACCCGGAAGUCUGGUUCGAACCCACCCGCUUGCACGGAAGUCUGCUUCGGACUCAUCAGACGACGUUUGCGGUGGUGAGGAUGUUCUCUUUCACUCGCCAUCUUCACCGGAGUCAGGCAAGCAUGCAGCUCUGCCGUCCAAGCCAGCAAGCCCCGCUCUUGCUGCAUCACCGUCCAACCCGACCAGUCCUGUUCCUGCGUCUCCGCCGUCCAAGCCCGCAAGCCCGGCUCGUGCUGCUCCCCCGUCCAAGCCGGCAAGCCCAGCUGCUGCUCCGCCGUCCAAUUCUGCAAGCCCGGCUCCUGCUGCUCCACCGUCCAAGUCGGCGAGCCCAGCUCCUGCUGUUCCGCCGUCUAAGCCCGCAAGCCCGGCUCCUGCGCCGCCAGAAGCCGAUAGCCCGGCAUCUGUCCACCCUACAAUGCCUACUGCUCCUCCGGCAGACUCGCCUGCCUUGGAUACCAGCGCAGUGGGGGCGCCUAGACAUCUGCCUAACAAGCCAGCCGAAGCCCUGGGCGCAGCCCCGCCAUUAUCCGGUGCGCCAGCUGAAGACGCCAUGGAAAUUGAUUCUCAGCCAGUCCUCCCGCCUUCAAAAGCCGCUGGUAAGGACAAUGCUGACUCUGUCCUGGCCACCAUUCUCCCAGCUUCCUCCGCCAAAGAUACCGGCCCAGCGGCGCCAACUGCGGGCUCCGCUCCUGAAGCCGCCAUUUCUGCUGCGCCUCACCCUGACCCAGCCCUGAAUCUCCCCACUUCAUUGUCUCAACCUGCCACGAAGGCGCAACCUGAUGCAGCCUCCAGGGAUUCUUCCCUCACUCCGGAGCCCGACGCCAAUGACGCAAUGAAUCUUGACGAUGCUCCGGACCCAACUCCCGCUCCGCAGACUGAAUCAACCAAAGAAAAGGGCAAAUCAUCAAAGUCAAAAUCAAAGAAAGGCAAGGAUCCGAAUGCAAAGAGGACGCGCAGGGGGAAGAAGGAUAUGACUGAAGAGGAGAAGAAGGAAGCUGAGAGGAAGGCUGCGGAGCGGAAAAAGGCGAGGUUGGGGAGCAGCUACCUCGAAGUACCGCAACCGGGAGUCUUCAUGGAGAAGGUCUGGUCUCGUGACCGCUGCGCCGCUGCCCACGACACCCACAAUCAGAUGCAGAAGGACGCUCGAAACCCCAAGUGGGACUACGGCCCACCGCUCUUGACCUUGGUCCGAGAGAUGGUCGAUUGGGGGCAGCGGGACACCUUUCCGAGGGAAUGCUAUUUAGAGGAUAAGCUCUUUUCCGCUAGCCCUGAAGCCGUACUGGCCUUCAAAGUGAUCUUGGAAUCAGACUUCCAAUUGUGCUUGAGGCAGUGUCCCGCACUGAUUCAAGUUGCCGCCAACGAUCCGUUCUUCGACAGAGACGUCAUCCGCCUUGAGCUCAUCAAGCAGGCCCGUGAAUCAGACAAUGAGGUCAAGGCGGCGUCGUGGAAGAUACUGUAUCAGAUGAUGAUGCGUACCGACUCGACCUCCAAGUAUACUGAAGACAAAGAGACCCGGUCCUUGUUUUCGUCUGCUUUCCGGAAACUCCAUACGCUUGCCGAAUCCGCCUACAAACAGUUUCACCACUUUAUUCCCAUGCCCCGACCCAAGCAAACACCAAAUACCGACACCAUCCUCCUUGCCGGCACGUUUGUCAUCAGCAAGAUCAGAACGCUGGAAGCAUGUGCAAUCUCCUCCCUGCCUCCCUCCGAUGAGCCCCUCAAUCCGCCCAAUGCCGCCGCCGGUCCCGUGAAACCCCCACGUAAAUCAAACACACCAAACGGUCUUUUGUUCUUGCAGAAACGCGUGUGGGAGACGGUUCUUUGCUGCCUCAUGAUGGUCCACUCGAAGUGUAAAGCGAACUUGGCAGCCUCCAAAUCAAAGGAUUCAAAUUCGACUCGCCUUGAGAAGGAGUUGAUGAAAUUUGACCACAACCGGAGCUUGUACGACACUGGCGACCUUUCCACCACCGCCUCCCGCAAUGACAUCAAGCGCUGGAGCAAGAUGCGCCUCUCUGCUUUUGGCUCGAUGGCGGUCUUCUUCCUCUACGGUGCAGCCGGUUGGUGGCACGGCCUCACGGACUCGCACAACUACAACAAGCAGGACGUCUGGGCGCUCGUCCACCUCGCCCAUGCCAAACACGAAUGGCUUUACAAGUUAGGCCACUGUGGAAAACGACGCCAAGAAGACACGCCGUGGUACUGCCUUGACAGCUUUGUCAGAUGGCUCCUAGUGGAAUGCGGCUUCUGGUCUGAGGAGCCUGAAGAGGAGAACUAUGGAUUCAUUCCGCAAUUCUUGUCUACCGAAGUAAGCGAAUUGCGACUCUCACAAUUUGCGCUCCACGAUAUUUUGCACGAAGUUUGUCGCACUGGCACGAGUAAGUCUGCCAACUACAAUGGAUUCCCCGCUCCCGACGUGAAUUUAAGCCGUGAAGAUUGCGCUACCGCCGACCGGUUGCGAUCUCACAUCUCAUCCAAGUGGCACGCUACGGUUCUAGACUUUGAGACGGAGGGACACGCCACCAACGAUGAUCCCAAGAUCCACUCCAACUCCUCAUCUCCAAACCCUGCCAGCCGCCCAACGACCAAGAACAAUACGCCUCUGAAGGGCGGGCGGAAACUCAUUGCCGUGGUUGUUCCUGCUGAACAAGUUCGCGAAACCAAGAAGACGCGCGUGGACUUGGGGGAGGCCGAUGCCAAGGCGGACCAGGACGAAUUGGAUGCUGAUGUCUCCUCUUCUGAUGAAGAGUAG